Messenger RNA from Penicillium macrosclerotiorum, 1656 nucleotides. RefSeq lists its product as uncharacterized. The record is from RefSeq and is a predicted model, not a curated record. The coding region runs from base 1 to 1656 and encodes 551 amino acids. NCBI's taxonomy places the organism in Eukaryota, Fungi, Ascomycota, Eurotiomycetes, Eurotiales, Aspergillaceae. Gene Ontology annotation, biological process: amino acid metabolic process. The transcript has 4 exons. Gene Ontology annotation, molecular function: pyridoxal phosphate binding; carboxy-lyase activity.
AUGGCAAGUUUUGGAUAUGGUAGUGUUCUUUUUGCCCUCACUGGCGCCGAGUUCUUCACCAGACUUUAUGGUUUCACUACUCCUCAAACGGGCCUAAUGCUCAGUGUACCCCUUUUAAUUGGUGGAGUUCUUGGAGAAUUCGGCGCCGGAUGGAUGACAGGUUGGUUAUCGAAUCGAUAUGCCAAGAAAAACAACGGUGAACGACUUCCCGAAGCACGGUUAACUGCGAUUUGGGGAGCAAUGCUUGUACCAAUUGGCAUCAUUGUAGAGGGAGCGUGUCUUACUUAUUAUGAGACCGCUAGCUGGGUUGGUAGCGCUUUUGGCAUGGGCCAGUCUAACAUGGGCCUCCAGAUUGCAACAGCUAUUUACGCCUACACCACUGAUGUAAGUGGCACCUUUAUCCUGCUCCCUCUUACGGACAAGAUUGGUAUUCAAAGUACUUGGGUUUUUCACUGCGCCGGCAUUAAUUGGUUGUAUUCUCCGGCUUGUACCGAGAUGGAAAGGAUCGUUAUGGACUGGGUUGCAAAGGCUCUGGGUCUUCCUGAUGUCUUCUGGAGUUCGUCUUUGGGAGGCGGCGUGAUUCAAAACAGUGCAAGUGAUGCUAUUGCCACCACUAUCAAGGCCGCAAGAGAGAGAAGCCUGCAGGAACUGACGCUUGCCGAAGGCUUGAAGGAAGGCAUGAAAGAAUACGAGGACAGAAAAAUGGAGCUGCAGUCUCGACUUGUGGCCAUUGUUAGCGAUCAGACGCAUAGCAGUGGAGCUACAGGUGCCUUGAUUGCAGGAAUUCGGUCUCGCAGCGUGAAGACACACUUGAGAGAUAACAUGGAGAUGACUGGCCAAGGUCUACAGGAGGUUUUGGAAAAGUGUGAAAAGGAUGGAUUGAUUCCGUUCCACCUCAUCAUGACUUUCGGUACCACCAACACCUGCAGCUCGGAUCGUUUUGCCGAAAUUCAAUCGGUACUGCAGGAAAAAAAAGCCUGGCAACGGAUUUGGGUACAUGUUGAUGGAGCCUAUGCUGGAGCCUCUCUUGUGGCGGACGAGUGGCAGUACAUUCCUAGUGACUUUGUGCAAGGCGUUGACAGCUUCAAUAUGAAUACGCACAAAUGGCUGUUGGUCAACUUUGACGCAAGUGCUCUAUACGUACGGAAUCGCAACCAUUUAACAGAUGCCAUGGAUGUUACACCAGCAUACUUACGAAACCCUUACUCCGAUAGGGGUACGGUCAUUGAUUUUCGGAACUGGUCAUUUUCUCUCGGAAGAAGAUUUCGUGCACUUAAAAUCUGGUUUGUCUUGCGAAACUACGGCUUAAAAGGCCUUAAAGCCCAUAUCAGGAAGACCAUUAAUCUGGGAAUUCUUUUUGCUGAAUUAGUGCGCGGCCGGCCCGAUUUGUUCGAGAUUGUCACGAAGCCGGAAUUUUGUGUGACUGUUUUACGCAUCAAAAAUCCGAAGAGAUUGACAGGAGAUUUGGCUAUACUAACCAAAAGUGUGUACGAGUUGAUAAACUCACGUGGAGAAACAUUCAUCACUUCGACCAUCAUUGACGAUAUAUACGUCAUCCGCUUUAUAUGUGCCAACCAAUCGCUAGAAGAAAGAUUUGUGCACAAUGCCUUUGAAAUACUUGUUCACACAACUGAAGAGGUGAUGGGACAAAUUUAA